Messenger RNA from Gorilla gorilla gorilla (western lowland gorilla), 2472 nucleotides. RefSeq names its product potassium voltage-gated channel subfamily A regulatory beta subunit 3 (gene KCNAB3). The record is from RefSeq and is a predicted model, not a curated record. Lineage: Eukaryota; Metazoa; Chordata; Mammalia; Primates; Hominidae. Gene Ontology annotation, molecular function: voltage-gated potassium channel activity; transmembrane transporter binding; potassium channel regulator activity. The transcript is spliced from 14 exons. Gene Ontology annotation, biological process: regulation of potassium ion transmembrane transport; potassium ion transport. Bases 22 to 1236 code for a protein of 404 amino acids. Gene Ontology annotation, cellular component: cytoplasm; membrane; voltage-gated potassium channel complex.
CCCCCGCCCCGGCCAGCCAGCAUGCAGGUGUCUAUCGCGUGUACCGAGCAGAACCUUCGCAGCCGGAGCAGUGAGGACCGUCUGUGUGGACCCCGGCCAGGCCCCGGGGGCGGUAAUGGCGGGCCGGCCGGCGGGGCGCACGGGAAUCCUCCGGGGGGUGGAGGGUCUGGCCCCAAGGCCCGAGCUGCACUGGUUCCCCGACCCCCAGCGCCCGCUGGGGCCCUCCGAGAGAGCACCGGCCGAGGCACUGGCAUGAAAUACAGGAACCUAGGGAAGUCUGGUCUUCGGGUAUCCUGUCUUGGCCUAGGUACCUGGGUCACAUUUGGUUCUCAGAUCUCAGAUGAGACAGCAGAGGAUGUGCUGACUGUAGCCUAUGAGCAUGGUGUAAACCUGUUUGACACCGCCGAAGUGUACGCAGCAGGAAAGGCUGAAAGAACCCUAGGCAACAUCCUCAAGAGCAAAGGUUGGAGGAGAUCAAGCUAUGUCAUCACUACCAAGAUUUUUUGGGGAGGACAGGCAGAAACCGAGCGAGGUUUAAGCCGAAAGCACAUCAUUGAGGGCUUGCGAGGAUCCCUGGAACGCCUCCAGCUGGGAUACGUGGACAUUGUCUUUGCCAAUCGCUCAGACCCCAACUGUCCUAUGGAGGAGAUUGUGCGAGCCAUGACCUAUGUCAUCAACCAGGGCCUGGCCCUAUACUGGGGGACAUCCCGAUGGGGGGCUGCAGAAAUCAUGGAGGCCUACUCCAUGGCCAGACAGUUCAAUCUGAUUCCUCCAGUGUGUGAACAAGCGGAGCACCAUCUGUUUCAGAGGGAGAAGGUGGAGAUGCAGCUGCCAGAGCUCUACCACAAGAUUGGAGUUGGAUCAGUCACUUGGUACCCUCUAGCCUGUGGUCUCAUUACUAACAAGUAUGAUGGGCGAGUCCCAGAUACUUGCAGGGCCUCCAUCAAGGGCUACCAGUGGCUCAAGGACAAAGUGCAGAGUGAAGAUGGCAAGAAGCAACAAGCCAAAGUCAUGGACCUUCUUCCUGUCGCUCACCAGCUGGGCUGCACCGUGGCCCAGCUUGCUAUUGCGUGGUGUCUCCGCAGUGAGGGUGUCAGCUCUGUCUUGCUGGGGGUGUCGAGUGCGGAGCAGUUGAUAGAACACCUGGGCGCGCUACAGGUGCUGAGCCAGCUGACCCCGCAGACAGUGAUGGAAAUAGACGGGCUCCUGGGAAACAAGCCGCAUUCCAAGAAGUAGUCCGUCGCGGGCGCAGGGACCCAGCCCGGUGUCGCUGCACCCGCCCGAGCCCCGCUCCUCGCAGCCGCCUCUCCCGCUCCGGAUCCCUCCACGCAGCGGCCGGAGCCAGACUAGCCCCGCCCACCAACGAGUCCCGGCUUCGAGUAGUGAUACGCAUGAACAAAGCCAUAUCCUUUUGCAGUGGGGUCGAGAGAGAAAGUAGUACGCCCGCCCCCUGCUGCGUCUUUCUAGGCCCUUCUUGCAAAUCCCGGGCAUGAGCUACUCCCCGUCGGCUCUCUGCCACUUCGUCUCGCCCCCUACUCUCCUCCCCUUAUUCCCGAGGCCCAGAAAAGAAAACAAAAACAAAAACCCAGCACAUACAAGAAACAUGCAGUGUACCUCAAAAGGGGCCCUUGAAAUGUCAUCAAAGGGUAAUAACCUAGUGAGUGAGUUGUGAUGUCAUCUGGAACAUAGGAAAUGGGGCUCUUAGCGUAUUCGGUACGAAGGAAGCCAGGCUGGUCCUGGCAGGAAGUAAAUGAUAAUCUUUGGGAAACCAGCCUCCCAGCCCAGAGGUGGAGGAGGGCGGUCAGGGUGGGGUCUACAGUGGCACAGCACUGACAAAGGUAGAGGGAAACGUAAUAGCACAUCUACGCUGCAGUCUGGUGAAAGUGGCCGGGGUGGUCCUUGGAAAACAGUUGGGCUGUUCUUGGCAGGAAUUAGUGACAGCCUUUCCGUCACGGGCAGGGACGCCUUGAUUUAAAAAAAAUAAAUAAAUAAAACGUCUGGGUAUAGACUUUUGAGCCUUGAGCAGGGCCUCCUACCUGGCAGUGGGGAACUGCAGUCUUCCUCCUGGCAAUAACCCUAAAGCAAUAAUGAUGGCCCCUUCUCUGUAAGACUUCCCAGGUAACUGUAAAUAAACCUCAGCUUGAUCCUCACAGUGUCUAAAGUUGCAGGGGCUUGGGAGGUUAGGGUCACAGUCUCACUUGUCUGGCCCUCUCGCCCCCUAACAUUAGAAAUCUGCUAGCAUUAGCUUUCUCUCCAUUGCUCAUUCACCUUGGUGACCCAGGCAUCGGGCUCCUAGUCACUGUUCUCAUCAAGGACCAAGACACCAGAUACCCCAGGCCCCAGUUUUCUUCCUUCAGCUACCACAUUCCUUAGAACCCAGAAAUCUGGCUUCAUAAUUUUGUUCCUCCUCUUUCUAUGAAAGACUUAGCUAUCUGCCUUUAUUUGUUUGUAUUUAAAGUAAUAUUAGCCAUA